Messenger RNA from Dibothriocephalus latus, 300 nucleotides. Lineage: Eukaryota; Metazoa; Platyhelminthes; Cestoda; Diphyllobothriidea; Diphyllobothriidae. The record is from the annotation of a GenBank genome assembly.
AUGGAAAAGCCCAUCUCAAACCAAUCCUACGGCCCAAAGGGUAUGCCGAACUGUCAGUCCGAUCUGGAGGCCUGGCUCAAUGAGCCAACUCAGAAGGCUGCCACAGAGCAGUUCUUUGUUCAAAAAAUGAAUGAAAAUCUCUCCAGACCUGUUGGUAUUCCACCCAGCCAGGGAGGGCGCUACGUUGGUUUUGGCAGCGGCCCAGUCCAGCCUGCUCCCCGCCAAGAAUCCUCAGCCUACGACGAUGCCUUUAAAGCCAUCAUGACGGUUAGUGAUUUUAACGUGUUUCUUUUUCUGUGA